AUGCAGAGCAGUGUUGGGAAGGGACCGUCGAGCGGAAUGGUGUACAGCAUGCCGCAUACGGCAGAGUUCGUGAACGCGCGCUGUACCAGGAGCGAGGCAAACAACGAGAAAGGCAAUCGCAUCAAAAAGCCGCUGAAUGCCUUCAUGUUGUACAUGAAGGAGCAGCGCGCCCAAGUGCGAACAGAACACAUGCUGACCGAUUCUGCGGCCAUUAACCAGAUUUUGGGCAAGAAGUGGCACUCGUUGGAUGGCGCUGAGAAAAGCAAGUAUUACGCAAUGGCUGAAAAAGAGCGCGAAACGCAUGCACGAACCUAUCCCGGAUGGACAGCUAAAGACCACUGGGCUCUGCGCCGGCACCGGAAGCCGAAACGUUUAAGGAAGGAGGAGAAGGCGACAGAAUCGAAAAAAUGUCGAGCUGUAUUGGGAAUGGACCGUCGAGCGGAAUGGUGUAGAGCAUGUCGCACUAUGCUCGCGAAGAAUUUGACUUGGGAAUCUCGAAAACUGCGACAAUUCGCCGCAAAAGAACUCGGUUCGGUAUGUAUGCCGAACCUCGAGGUUCGGCUAGUUUUUGCACGUUUCUCUAU
This is a messenger RNA of Paramacrobiotus metropolitanus, 584 nucleotides long. RefSeq names its product protein pangolin, isoforms A/H/I/S-like. Gene Ontology annotation, biological process: regulation of transcription by RNA polymerase II; canonical Wnt signaling pathway. Gene Ontology annotation, cellular component: beta-catenin-TCF complex. NCBI's taxonomy places the organism in Eukaryota, Metazoa, Tardigrada, Eutardigrada, Parachela, Macrobiotidae. The record is from RefSeq and is a predicted model, not a curated record. The annotation marks the transcript as partial. Gene Ontology annotation, molecular function: RNA polymerase II cis-regulatory region sequence-specific DNA binding; DNA-binding transcription factor activity, RNA polymerase II-specific. The transcript is spliced from 6 exons.